AUGAGCUCUUUCAAGAACAUCGCCCUCCUUGGCAAAGGCCUCCUGGGAACCGCACUUGUCAGUGAACUCUCCAAAGCCGGCUUCAUUGUCACAGUAUUCGGUCGUUCCGAGUCUGCCAAGGAAGGUCUUCCUGCUGGCAUAGAUUUCAAGACGAUCGACUACUCCUCCACCGACACCGUCGCCACGGCUGUUCAGGGGCAGGAUGUCAUUGUCUCGACGGUCAGCAAGGGCGGCCUCUUCACGCAGAAAACCGUCAUCGACGGCGCUAUCAAGGCUGGCGUCAAGCGCUACAUUCCUUCCGACUGGGGCUCCUUCACGACCGACCCCAAGGCGCAGAUCGAGCUCGCCGGCCUGAUGAAGCCCAUGACUGAUACGCAGAAGUACCUCAAGGACAAGGUUGGCGGGAUCGAGCACACGAUUUUCUCCGUCGGCGCCUUCACCGAUCUGGUCAUCAGCUCCCCCAUCAUUUUUGACUAUGCGAAGAAGACGGCCCAGGUCACGGACGCGGGCCACGUCCGCUUCGCCAGCACCAGCCUCGCCGGAAUCGGCAAAGCGGUCGCAGGCGCCUUGAAGAACCCGGAGGCGACCAAGAACCGUAACCUCAAGAUCCAAGAGUUCGAGGUCACUCAGGCGCAGCUGCUCGCCCUCGCCAAGAAGUACUCGCCCCCCGGCACCAAGUGGGAGGAGACCGCUCUCGAUGGGCAGGUCGAGCUGGACAGGGCUCUGAAGGCCGUCCAGGACGACCCUACCAACGAGUACAACAUGUUUGGUCUCAUCAAGGCUGCCCUCCUGAGCGGCCGAUACAAGGCCAGUUACGAAAAGCUUGAUAACGAGCUUGUCGGUCUCCCGCUUCUGACUGAGAAGGACCUGGAUGCCAAGUUCGCCGCCGUGUUCAAGUCUUAG
Molecule: messenger RNA, 903 nt
Organism: Colletotrichum orchidophilum
Lineage: Eukaryota; Fungi; Ascomycota; Sordariomycetes; Glomerellales; Glomerellaceae
Exons: 2
Coding region: 1-903 (300 amino acids)
Molecular function (GO): oxidoreductase activity
Source: RefSeq, a predicted model, not a curated record